Notolabrus celidotus (New Zealand spotty) is the source of this 1260-nucleotide messenger RNA. Its product is annotated as macrophage mannose receptor 1-like. Lineage: Eukaryota; Metazoa; Chordata; Actinopteri; Labriformes; Labridae. The coding region runs from base 155 to 595 and encodes 146 amino acids. The record is from RefSeq and is a predicted model, not a curated record. The transcript is spliced from 3 exons.
UUGGAAGUGUAUGGAGGUAAGUGACUCAGUCCCAAUCCAGGGGCUGCAGGCUUGGAGGGCUGCAGCCCCUGGAUUGGGAUGAAGUUCAGUUUGUUUGUUGCCCGUCUUAACUGUUGCAUCUCCAAACCAAAUCUGCUGUCGCUCAUUUCCAGAAAUGGCUGCUCCGUCCUUCAGCGCCGUGGUGAUGGGUAGGAGCGUAGCAGUGGUGGAGAAGAAGCUGUGUUGGUCUGAUGCUCUGUUCUACUGCAGAGACUACUACUGGGACCUGCUCAGCAUACGCAGUGAGGAGGAGCAGAGGGAGGUGGAGGAGGUGCUAAAGAGCGUCUCCUUCCCCCUCACUGAGCGUGUUUGGUUGGGCCUGCGCAGGGACUUGAUGGGUGACACCUGGUUCUGGAUGUCUGGUGAUCCCAUGGAUUUCAACUACUUGGAGACUCAGUCCACCUGGGAAAUCACCAGUCCAUGCGGUGCCAUGGACAGCAGCGACAGCUACCACUGGGGGGAUCGUCCAUGUGGAGAGCACCUUCAUUUCGUCUGUUUGAAAGACAUCCAGAGAGACAACGAGAGAUUGGAGUUCUACAGCAGCAGCAGACCAUAAACGCAGCACCAAGAGAAAAUCACUCUGCUGGACCGUACAACGACCUUUACUGAUACGUCAAUAAUACACCUUCUUCUUUUUGACCUUUUGAAGGUCAUAACUUUCUGUGAUCAUAUAAAAUGUGAUAAAGUACGUCACAUGCAGAGACCAUAUAGUUUUGCUGUGGUGUAGCAUAGGUUGAUGUUGCCUUCAACACAAGCUGUGUCUUCAGUUUAGGAUAGUUAGAAGAUUGAUUGAUUGAUUUGUUUAUCUUUUGUUGUUGGUCUUCUCAGUCUCUGUUACAGGACUGUUGGGCUAAGGACUUGAUGAAGCUUGAGUUGCUCAUGAUGUUUUUGUAGUGCACAAGUCAAUGAACUUAAAAGAUUGCACCUUUAAAUAAACGUAUGUGAUUGAUAAAAUGAUGAUGCAGAGAAGUUUUAAGGUUAAGGCCCUGUGAGGAGUUUUGAACUGGCUGAGAAACAGACUGAAAAUGAUACUGAUGCCUCUUUAGCACAUUCAAUAGCAAUCAAGUCCAUCAGCAGCAACACUGACACCUUCUCCGUUGUCAUUUUUGAUGCCUGAAACCUCCCUGAGGGGGUAGGUUUCAGGCCAGAUGAUGGACAUCUCGCUUCAGAAACAGACUUUAUUCCACUGUUUUCAUGGAAAAUAUCACAUUGCCUGAUAAA